AUGGAUCUGCAUAAUUUUUGUCUGCAAGCAGGGGCAACCAUUGCAGGGAACAUUCCUGCACGCUACUCACAGUUUCUAAUCCAAUUAAUAUCAGCAUCUCAAAUGUCGAAAACCAAUUUAGCAAUUGCCCUUCAUUACCUUCGAUUAUACAAAAAAAAUACCGUGAAUCAACUCGAUCCAAAUGAAAAUCCUCAAAUGGCUAACGCCGUCAUUGUUACUGCAUUAAUCCUUUCCAAUAAAAUUUUCGAUGACCACUGUUACACAAUCACCACCUGGAUCAAUAUGAUCAAUCAAAUUCCAGAUCAUCCCCAAUUCACCGUGAAACUUUUAGCAUCAUUAGAAGCGCAUUUUUUGGCGUGCGUUGAUUACAAAGUGCUGCUUCACUCGGUAACUCCUCACCUAAUGAUCAAUCGACCAACCGCAAAUUGCAUCCCAACCUGCAUGAUGCCUGCGCACCUCCCGAUAAUUCCACCUGCAAACACCAGCAUCACUACACCACCAAUCUACACUCAGCCGCAGAUGGCCACGCCGGUCACGGUUAUACCAACGCCGAUGGUUCCGGCAUUUGCCCCCGGUAUAACCACCGGUAUAAACCCCGGUAUAACCACCAAAUAUUCCGACAUUUACAUGCCCCUCACCCCCGAAACUCCUGCAUACUGCCGUCCUAAACGACGCCAGCCAAGUCCUGUAGCCUAUAAAAGGCCUCGGAUAGACUACCGUUCACAAACGGCCAUUUAG
Molecule: messenger RNA, 738 nt
Organism: Meyerozyma guilliermondii ATCC 6260
Lineage: Eukaryota; Fungi; Ascomycota; Pichiomycetes; Serinales; Debaryomycetaceae
Exons: 1
Coding region: 1-738 (245 amino acids)
Source: RefSeq, a predicted model, not a curated record